AUGGAAUCCAUGUCAGUCCUGAACCCCGAGGUUCCACUCUCGAAUCCCGCAUCCACGAGCGAUGGAUCCCCGAACCCCUCGAUCUUGGUGCCCGACACAACACCACCUGCUUCCCGCGAUUCACCGAACACCACCUCCUCGGCGACCAGUGAAGCCCGCCCGACUCAACCGCCGACCACCCCGGCAGCAUGUCUAGGUUGCCGGAGCAAGCACCUCAAGUGCGACGGGCAGAACCCUUGCGGUCGCUGCAGAGCGUCCGAGUCGGAAUGCGUCUACGUAGCGUCCCGCCGCGGCUACAAGGGACCGCGACGAGGCACCGCCGCCAACCCGAACAAACGAGCUCGAUCCUCGUCACCGCCCACGUCCACCGUCAGCAUUGGCGACAGCUGUCCCAUGCUGCUGGGAGCAAUUACCUCCGCUGCCAUGCCGGUCUCAAUGGCUCCCUACGCUCUUGGCGGUCCGGUAUUGCCCAACACGCCUCAAGCGGCAUAUGCAGGCACGCCGCAUCUCAGCGAUAUCCACAAUCUGCAGCUCUACCGGCCCUUCGGUAACCCCAAUGGCUAUCAAUCGAACCAGCUGAGCCUGAGCCACCAUGGCGGCUUAAUCCCGACGCAGGGACCUGUCCAAAACCCCGCCGAGCGUUGCCUCGACUCCUUUUACCGACAUUUUCAUGCCGGUCACCCCUUCGUCUUGCCAAAAGAAUGGCUGUUCCGCGUUCUUGGAGAUGCGGAUAUCGAGCCCCUCCUGGCUGCCAUGCGCUGGGUGGGAUCCCUCUUUGUCGAUGUUGGGCCAGCCCGCGCGGCCUUCUUCGAGGAAGCUAUGCGUCUCGUGCAAGAUCCUUCCACGAAGAAGGAUGGUUUCCUUGUCCAGGCAAUUACGCUCCUCAUCGUAGGCACCGACGGCAGCUGCCAGCAGGAGAAGGCUCGGCAGCUGCUUGCUGAUGCCGAGCGCAUCGCCCUCGAGAUUGAGCUCAACACCCGCGCAUACGCCACCGUGCACGGGCGCGGAAUACCGAUAUUGGAGGAAAGCUGGCGGAGAACGUGGUGGGACUUGUACGUCGUAGAUGGCAUGGUGGCUGGCGUACACCGACAGACGAAUUUUCUGCUGUUCGACGUUCCUGCAGACGUUGGCCUGCCUUGCGAGGAGCAUCAGUUCCUGUCUGGCAAUAUCCCGCAGCCCAUGUAUCUCGAAGACCUUGAAGACCGCGAGUUUUCGGGCGAGACACGUGAAUUUUCUUCAUUCUCCUACCGCAUUGCCGCGGGUCGCAAUCUAGGAAAAUUCAUGCGAGUCCCGACUAUCUUUGGCCCAGAGGAUGAGAAUUUGGCCCGUAUAGAGGCGUUGUUGACAAAUUGGAGGAUGCACCUACCGCCUGCCAAGCGCGAUGCGCUCAGCCAAAAGUUGCAGUCUGAUGAGAUGAUCUUCCAGGCUAGCAUGAUGACACAUGCAACCUCUAUCAUGCUGCACCAGCCGCACUCCCAGCUCGACUCGUCUCCGACCCGUUCCGUUACGUCUUGUGCGCCUCAUCGCCCGGUGCCGUCGGGAGAUUAUUUCAAUGCCCACACGAACCACACUGUAACCUCAGCCGCCGAAAUCAGCAAGAUGAUUACCCACCGUGUCCCCCUGAUAUCGCACACUCACUUCUUCACCUGCGUUAUCACACUUUCGUCCAUCGUCCAUCUCAGUCGAUGGGCCCUCAUUUACAUCCCUCAUGACGACGACGAGCUGCGUCAGCAGUUGCGGCUCAAUAUUGGUGCGCUCAGCGAGCUUUCCGGGGUUUGGAGAGCAGCUGAUACAGCCUCAGGGCAGGUCAAGGGCGUGGCGCAGGAGAUUUACCGCGCGAAGAAGGCCUCACAGAUCAACCCUGGAUACUGGACUGGGUACAGUUCCGAAGAAGUCAUGACGAGCAUUGCUACAGAUGAGACCAUUAUGAAUGAGAUAGAGGUCGGACUGCCGACAGGUAUGCCCUCUAUGGAUGGGAUUUGA
Messenger RNA from Verticillium nonalfalfae, 1983 nucleotides. RefSeq lists its product as uncharacterized. Gene Ontology annotation, biological process: DNA-templated transcription; regulation of DNA-templated transcription. NCBI's taxonomy places the organism in Eukaryota, Fungi, Ascomycota, Sordariomycetes, Glomerellales, Plectosphaerellaceae. The record is from RefSeq and is a predicted model, not a curated record. Gene Ontology annotation, molecular function: DNA-binding transcription factor activity, RNA polymerase II-specific; DNA binding; zinc ion binding. The transcript has 4 exons. Bases 1 to 1983 code for a protein of 660 amino acids.